CUUAAAUUAACUAUAAAUUUAAGAACUAAUACAAGAACGCUUAAAUCUUAAACUAUACUUUAUUCGCGUCGAGGACAAACCAAAUUUAAAUCAUUUUUUGCUUGCAUGUUACUCUUCUAUUUUUCAUCAGUACUCCGCCAAUACUCGAACAGCCUCUCUUAUCGCUUCUCGCCUUCUCGCGGCCAUCAUUUGCUGCAUAAAGGCGAAAUUUCGCAACUUCGUAAAGCGUCAUAGCACAGCUCGCGCUGACACUGCACUUCGCCGUCAAUAGAUUCAUCCAAAGUUUUAGAGUUAAACAUCAAACUCAAGCGCAAAAGAAGCACUCGCAAUGUCCGAGUUUGAGCCUUCUGACUGGAAACUCACGAGAAUACCCAAGCUUUCACAGCUAGAUUCCCUUCAGCGAUGCUUGAUCUGCAAAGAUUUCUUAAAAGCACCAGUAAUCACAUCUUGCAAUCACACCUUCUGCUCUCAGUGCAUAAGACAGCACUUGAUGAUUGUGAGCCAAUGCCCGCUUUGCAAAGCCGAGCAAUUCGAAAGCAACCUAAAACGUGUCAUCCUUUUAGAAGAGAUUGUCUUGUGUUUCCAAGCUCUUCGUGAUGACCUUAUCUCUCUUUUGCAAGAGGAAGAGAGUUCAACCAAUGAUCAGCAAGAUAACAUGAAGACUAUCAAAAAUCAGCAAGUUCAUCUAGAUGUCAUAGAAAUCCCAGAUCAUUCUGAAGGACUAGACUCAAAUUCUACCCUGGCACAAGGGACGAUACUAGAUGCUGGGUAUGUGCAUUGCCCUGUCUGUGGAGAAGUCAUGAAGGAAGAGCAUGUUCAAGGGAGCCACCUCGACUAUUGUCUUAAUGGGAAGCCGGAUCCCAAGCUAAUGCUGAAAACACAUUCGGUGAAGCGUAAGACGAACGAUGUGGUCCUGUUCUUCCAGGGUCGUAAGCGACAAAAGAAUGCAGCGAAUAACGUCGACCACGCCAAUUUUUAUUUCAAUAAGGGAGACCAGCAUCAUCAUAAUACGAAAAGAAUACCUAAGGUGGACUUUUCGUCACUUUCUACAGCGAAAGUGAAGGAAAAGUUGAUGGCUCUCAAGCUCUCUACACUGGGCUCGAGGACAGAACUCGAAUGGAGAUAUAACCAUUACUAUCUUCUUAAUCAGUCCAACUUGGACUCCAAUCAUCCUCUCACGGAAAUGGAACUCAGGCAAAAGCUUAAGCAGACAGAAAUCUCCCAUCUGAUGACGCCUCUAACGUCAGCUUCAAACACGAUUUAUGGGGACUCGCUCAGUCGAAAAAGCCUAGCAGACAAGGAUUUUCCCAUCAAAGCCUGGCUUGAUAUAUACAAAGAUGAGUUUAAGCAGCUCGUGAAACAAGCCCGUAAAUCUCGGAAAAAACAGGCACUGACAAAGAACAUGAAAAGCCCAGAUCAUGCAACCCGUGCUUCUACAAACGACAUUGCCAGUAGCAGGAGUGCUACAAAUCCACUAACCAACGAAGAAAACAAAAAUGUGCAUCUAGGGGAUCAAGCCUCGCAUAGAGAGAAAGAUCCGGCCGAUGAUUUCGAUUUUAGCACAUCUGCUCUAUUCGCGCCGCAGUGAUAUGUAGUGGCGUUUCCGCGCGAUUUAUGUCCACUCCGGGUCAUUGUUACCGUGGACAGACUGCAUGCCUGCUGGAUGCGUUUCGUC
Messenger RNA from Metschnikowia bicuspidata var. bicuspidata NRRL YB-4993, 1675 nucleotides. It is a transcript of the gene RAD18, whose product is annotated as E3 ubiquitin-protein ligase. Gene Ontology annotation, biological process: protein monoubiquitination; DNA damage tolerance. Gene Ontology annotation, cellular component: nucleus; Rad6-Rad18 complex. The record is from RefSeq and is a predicted model, not a curated record. Gene Ontology annotation, molecular function: ubiquitin protein ligase activity; single-stranded DNA binding. The transcript has a single exon. Bases 329 to 1588 code for a protein of 419 amino acids. Lineage: Eukaryota; Fungi; Ascomycota; Pichiomycetes; Serinales; Metschnikowiaceae.